UUUGAUGUUAUUGUUGCUGAUUUGCUCUCUCUACCAUACCGGCCUGCUAGCUUCGACUUUUUUAUUUGCGUUGCGGUAAUUCAUCAUUUUUGUACAGAAGAACGCCGCAUCGAUGCUUUGAAAGAACUGGCUUAUCUUUUAAGGCCUGGAGGCCGUGGACUCAUUACGGUAGCUCUAGGCUUUACUUUACCUAUUCAUUUAGCUGUUUUUAAGUAUGGGCCAAAGAGCAACAUGCACCUACUCAGAGUUCUGAGCCAGGACUUGCCUCAGCCUAUCUACGUUUUGAGCAGAAAGCCAAAAGGCGUGCGCAGAAAUUUAAAGCAUCAGCUUCAGAUUCAACACCAAACUCUCUAUCUAACAAGAUUGGCUCGAAUUCCAAUAGAAAAAGAGACAAUCUAG
Messenger RNA from Protopolystoma xenopodis, 399 nucleotides. NCBI's taxonomy places the organism in Eukaryota, Metazoa, Platyhelminthes, Monogenea, Polystomatidea, Polystomatidae. The record is from the annotation of a GenBank genome assembly.